Calliphora vicina (urban bluebottle blowfly) is the source of this 1708-nucleotide messenger RNA. RefSeq names its product chloride intracellular channel protein 5 (gene Clic). The transcript is spliced from 4 exons. Gene Ontology annotation, molecular function: chloride channel activity. Gene Ontology annotation, biological process: chloride transport. NCBI's taxonomy places the organism in Eukaryota, Metazoa, Arthropoda, Insecta, Diptera, Calliphoridae. The record is from RefSeq and is a predicted model, not a curated record. Gene Ontology annotation, cellular component: apical plasma membrane; cytoplasm. The coding region runs from base 273 to 1046 and encodes 257 amino acids.
UUUAUUCUCUUUUCGGUGGUGUUGUGAAGUGGUUGUAUUUUAUUUUUUGGCUAAAGAAAGAAAAAAAACUGGAAUCAAUAAUUCGCAAUUUGAGUAUUAUUUGUCAUACAUAUAUAUAUUUGCAAAAUAAAUAUUAGUUUUAGUUAAAUAAAAGAAUUUUCCAUACAAAAACAAAAGUAUUCGAGUGUUGCUUAAAGAAGAAAAAAACAAUUGUAAUUGAAUAAAUACAUACGGUACGUCACUGAAAAACUUAAAGAAAACUUUUAACCAACAUGUCGGAACAAGAACAGCAAGAAACUAAUGGAACUUCUAAUGGCGACGUGCCAGAAAUUGAAUUGAUUAUUAAGGCCUCAACAAUCGAUGGACGCCGCAAAGGAGCUUGUCUUUUCUGCCAAGAAUACUUUAUGGAUUUAUAUUUAUUGGCCGAAUUGAAAACAAUUAGUCUUAAGGUGACGACAGUUGAUAUGCAGAAACCACCACCAGAUUUUCGCACAAACUUUGAGGCAACACAUCCGCCAAUUCUAAUUGACAACGGUUUGGCCAUACUUGAAAAUGACAAAAUCGAAAGGCAUAUAAUGAAAAAUAUCCCCGGUGGAUAUAAUCUCUUUGUACAGGACAAAGAAGUGGCCACCUUAAUUGAGAAUUUGUAUGUUAAACUCAAGCUGAUGUUGGUGAAGAAGGACGAAGCUAAAAAUAAUAAUUUGAUGGCACAUUUGAAGAAAAUCAACGAUCAUUUGGCCUAUCGUAAUACACGUUUUCUAACUGGUGACACAAUGUGUUGUUUCGAUUGUGAAUUGAUGCCCCGUUUACAGCAUAUAAGGGUGGCUGGCAAAUAUUUUGUAGAUUUUGAAAUUCCUACACACUUUACGGCUCUGUGGCGAUACAUGUAUCAUAUGUAUCAAUUAGAUGCGUUCACUCAGUCCUGCCCCGCUGAUCAGGAUAUUAUUAAUCACUACAAAUUGCAACAGAUGCUGAAAAUGAAAAAGCAUGAAGAGCUGGAGACACCCACCUUCACCACAUCCAUUCCAAUUGAUAUUUCGGAAUAAGAUUGCUGCGUUGUUAGCCUUUAGCCUGGCUACACAUUUUGCAUACUUAUUUGUUUUUUGGUUUAUUUUUUUAUUUUUUUUAAAACCCCACCCACUUUUUGAGUAGUGCAAACUUUAAUUUACAUAUUGAUAAAAAUAUAUAUUUUUUUUCGGUUUCAUUUAUGUAUAAUUUAAUAUUUUAGCGACCUUAAUUUUGUUUAUAUUACUCUUUUUUUUGUUGAUGAUGAUUUAAAUGUAUUGCGUUGAUUUCUUAUUAAAUCUAAUGUUCCUUCUUUUUAACACAGCUCAUUGCUAUAUAUAUAACCAUGGCGGCCGACUUUUAAGUACAUAAUUACUUAUCCAUUUUUGGUUUUUAUUUGUAUUAUGCCGCCACUCUAAAAAUAAUGUUUACUUUGCGAGAACAUGACUACUAUAUAAAUAAAUUCUUAAAUUAAAGCUUUUUAUGGCUAUAACUUUAUGUGACCAAGCAAAUAGCAAACCAACAACAAAACAACCCAACCAACCUUGUACUAACAAAAAGUGUGUUUUUAUAACAUUAUUAUUAUUUUAUAAAAACUUAUUAAAAUAUACAUAUUUGCAUAUAAUAUUUUUUGUAUAUACACAUACAAUCACAAAAACAAAAUGUAAUAAUAAAGUAUUUCUUAUAUUUGAUACUAUUAAAA